UAUGCAAAAUAUUUGCAUGGAACACGGGAAUGGGUUUUUAAAACGUUUUUAGAUUGGUUUGAAGACGAUACUUCUCAAAAUCGUGCAUUUAUUAUUUCUGCUGUUGCAGGCAUGGGUAAGUCUGUAAUUGCAGCUACUUUAUGUAAACGUUAUCCACAAUAUUUGACUGCAAUUCAUUUCUUUCAACACAACAACAGUCGUUACAAUAAAGCCAAUGUACUUCUUCAAUCUUUAGCGAUGCAAAUUAGUCGUAAGUUUCCUGUUUACAAACAACUUCUUGUGAAAAAACUUUCGGGUCAACUGUGUGAGCCUUUGAAUAACAUGAAUGUUAAAGGAUUAUUUUCCCUUCUUUUUACUGAGUUGUUUGUUACAAUUUUGGAGUUUCCUAAGCGAAUUCUAGUGGUGUUGGAUGCUCUUGAUGAAUGUGGUUAUCCAGAAAGAGAUGACCUUGCUAAUUUGCUUGCUAAUCACUUACACAAACUUCCACGUUGUUUUCGAUUUGUAAUUACAACCCGACCUAACGAAGUUGCUUUGAAUGAGUUCGAAAAAUUAAAUCCACUGUUCAUUAAUUGUAGCGAUGAUCGCAAUUUAGAGGAUAUUAAAUUAUUGAUUGAAAAAAGAAUCGGCGCUACUGGCAGCCUAUCUUAUGUUAAAAACAUAUUGGCAGAAAAAGCUGACGGACUUAUGUUGCUUGCGUCACUUCUUAGCAGUGAAGUCAAAAAUCAGGAUUUGUUGAAAGGCUCCAUACCAAAAGAUCUCAAUGAAUAUUACAAACUUUGCUUAACAAGAUUAAGUAAGGAAUUAGAUUCGUUUGAUAUCAGUAACGAAAAGUUUCAGUCAAUUUUAAAUACUUUGGCUGUUGCUAAAGAACCUCUUCCUUGGGAAAUGAUCGAUGACGUUCUUUGUUUGAAUUCAAAUUACAUAUCACUUCAGGUUAGAGAGAUUAUCUCUUGUCUUUUUGUUACCAAUGGAGAAGGAUGUGUUUCGUUUUUUCACAAAUCUUUAAAUGAUUGGUUGUUGGAUGAUCGAAAACAUAUUUACUCAGUAAAAACUCUUUGUGGUCAUCGACUUGUUUUAGAAUUUUGUUUAAAAUUAUUAGAUAACCUCAAAGCUGAAGGUGUAAACUGUGACGUCAUUAAACAUGCAUCAGUGAGAUAUUCAGUAAAGUAUUGGUUGCUUCAUUUACUUGAUAUUUCUGAUGUUGAUUACAUCGUUAAAAAUGUUGGUAAAUAUCUUGUUGACUUAGAAGUUUUAGUUGCUUCUGUGUUGGUUGAUAGAGGUCGUACUUUUGGAAAUUUUGAAUUAUUUAACGCACAUGAUGUGUACUUUCAUAUUUCUGAGGACAUUCGAUUGUUAUUUAAUGAAGUUUAUUCUGUAAUGACGUACUCUAGGCGCUUUGACAAUGAAGUAAGUUUUUUGCAACGCGUUGCCUACGAAGUCAAUGAUAUGUCGUCGGAAGCGACCACAAUGAUUCAAACACGUUUCAAAGAUUUACCAUAUCUAGAGUACAGAGACACGGGUUUUGUAAAGGCUCGAUUAUUACGUUUACAUAGAUGGUCGAUGCCUCUUGGUCAGUUGAUUUCUGUUGAUGUUGCACGAAAUCAUGAUUACGUCGUCUGUGGUUAUUAUGGAUUCGUCGUGCAACUUUUUUCAUUGAGAACAAACAGAUGUUUAUGGAUAAAAAAUAUUGCUGGUCAGUUUAAGCAAUAUAACGAGAAAGACUUUAGCGUUGUCUUUCAUCCAUUCGAAGAUUUGAUUUUUGCUUCCCAGCUUGAUAAGAUACUAGAUAUUAAUGGUAAAAUUUCCUCCAGUCCGUUCCAUUGUGAUGAUUCUACUUCUAAGUUCUUUACCAACAAAUGUUUUUCUAAGGAUAAGUACACAAUGGUCACUAGUUACAAAGAUAUUUUGACAGUAUGGGACGUUAAGAAAGGUGAGAAGAAACGCAGUAUUAGAUGUAAAAAUGUGACCUCACUGUGUUUUUCUAAUUCUGGAAGAUAUUUGUGUGUUGUUGUGAGAGGAAAAAAGUUUCAAAUAUUUGAUGUAGCGAGUAAUUAUGAAACAUUCGUUUACGACGAUCAUUUAACGCGUGAUAAAUUUCGUGUGUGUGAUGUUUUGUUCACUGUUGGUCUUCAUUCUUGGUGUUUGAGCAAACCUUUUUCUUGUAAGAAAGAUUUCAUUGUAAAUCCCACUGGUGAGAAACUUCAUGACUUAGGUCCUGAUUCCAAAAGUUCGUCUUUUAAUCUCGAUCCUUUCGAUGAGAACAGAUUUAGCUUUUCCUUUAGUGGAUAUGUAAAGUAUUACUUUAUUUUGAACAACGACAAUGUUCUUUUGUUUGAAUACGGAAAUCGCUUUUAUCUUUAUUCAAUACCGCGUGCAUGUUUAACUAACAGUUACAGUUUUCGUAACGAGAAAUUUUGCUCAAAUGUUAAAUUUAUGUAUCGGAGCAAUGAAGAAAAAUCAAGGAUAAUUAUAUACAAUCUCAACACAUUUGACUGUGUUGUCAAGGAAUGUUUUUUUAGUGACAUGGUUGCUGUAGAAAAUGGAGUUAUUUUGCUUACGGCAAAAAAUAUUCCUGAGCUUUGGAAUAAUGCUUUGACAAAACUUGUUUAUAGUUUCGAUGAACUAAAAGUGUUGAAAACAAGCGAAAAGAAAUAUCAGUGAAUUUUGAAAAUUAUCGAAAUGUGCACGUAUUUGCAUGUAGCUCUAAGUAUCACGUGUUUGCUAAA
Molecule: messenger RNA, 2726 nt
Organism: Xenia sp. Carnegie-2017
Lineage: Eukaryota; Metazoa; Cnidaria; Anthozoa; Malacalcyonacea; Xeniidae
Exons: 2
Coding region: 112-2661 (849 amino acids)
Molecular function (GO): protein binding
Source: RefSeq, a predicted model, not a curated record